AUGGCGGCGAGAACCAUUGCCCACAGCCUAUGCGGGGUCGCGCCCCGGAAGCGGAAGCGAGCGCGCUGCCCCGGAAGCGGCGGUUGUCCGUGGAGACCAGGCCGCGAGGAUGUUGCUGUGGGCGGCCUGGCUGGGCGCGGGGCUGCGGCUCCUGGCGGCGACGGCGGCGGAGGCCGAGGAGCCGCCGCGCUACAAGACGGCGGAGAUGCGGACGGCGGCCGGGCGCCCAAGGUGGCCUGCGAGGAGCGCAGCGGCCCCGGCCCGCGGGGCUCCGCGCUACACGUCCUCAACGUCUCCCAGGACCUGAUGGAGUUUUUAAAUCCAAACAGCAGUGACUGUACAAUGGUCCUGUUCUACACUCCUUGGUGUCGUUUCUCUGCCAACCUGGCUCCUCAUUUUAAUUCUUUGCCUCGAGCAUUUCCAACUCUUCGUUUCGUGGCACUGGAUGCAUCUCAGCAUAGCAGUUUAUCAACCCGAUUUGGAACUGUGGCUGUUCCUAAUAUCCUUCUUUUCCAAGGAGCUAAACCUAUGGCCAGAUUUAAUCAUACGGAUAGGACCCUGGAAACAUUGAAGGCAUUUAUUUUUAAUCAAACAGGAAUAGAAGCUAAACCUGAUGUGGCGGUGACUGAGGAAGACCAAGAGGGCCCCCUACCAAGCAUUCUGACAAAAGGAGUAGAUUGGCUACUUUUAUUUUCUUUGCUGUUUCUGGCUAGUUUUAUUAUGUAUGCCACCAUUCGGACUGAGAGCAUUCGGUGGUUGAUACCAGGACAAGAACUGGAGCAUCAGGAUUAAGUUCUCAGAAUGAAAUGAGGGCACUACUUUGUGCCUGUGGAUAAAGCAAGAAAUCAGUUGAACUGAAAUGAAAUAUAUUGACACUGUGAAUUUGUUCAUUAUAAUCUCAUUGAUUCACAAAAUAGAUGUUUUAGCCAAUUACUGGGUGUGCAGAAGUCAGAAACAGAUGGUAAUUAUUGGUGCAAUAAAUAAACAAAUGGAGGUUCAGGAGAAGAGUGUA
Gavialis gangeticus (Gharial) is the source of this 1012-nucleotide messenger RNA. RefSeq names its product thioredoxin domain containing 15 (gene TXNDC15). Gene Ontology annotation, biological process: cilium assembly. NCBI's taxonomy places the organism in Eukaryota, Metazoa, Chordata, Crocodylia, Gavialidae. Gene Ontology annotation, cellular component: cilium. The transcript is spliced from 5 exons. Bases 1 to 792 code for a protein of 263 amino acids. The record is from RefSeq and is a predicted model, not a curated record.